This is a messenger RNA of Daucus carota subsp. sativus, 1084 nucleotides long. RefSeq lists its product as uncharacterized. The record is from RefSeq and is a predicted model, not a curated record. NCBI's taxonomy places the organism in Eukaryota, Viridiplantae, Streptophyta, Magnoliopsida, Apiales, Apiaceae. The transcript has 4 exons. The coding region runs from base 129 to 911 and encodes 260 amino acids.
CCCAACGUCCUGAAAACCGAAAACAUAGCAGGCAACCAGGUUGCUCCAAAUACGCAACCCUCUCACUCUCCACUUCUUUCUUGAAAUUAUACCCAAAUUCAAUCUAUACAUACACCUAUCAAUAUAUAAUGUCUUCUUCUGAUGCCAAGAAACCCCUGAAGAAAGAAAAAGUUGAAGAUGAUGAUGAUGAAGAGCUUCUUGGGACUCUCUUGAAGAAAAAGAAGAAGCCAGCAAGUAAUGCUGCUAGUCCUAAAGGAACUCAACCCAAGAAGCAGCAACAAUCUAAGGUUAAAAAAGAAGAAACAUCUGAUGAUGAUGAUGAUUUUAAACAACCCAUUGUAAAGAAGGCCUUGAGUAAGGUCAAGGAAGAGACUUCUGCUAAAAAAAGUUCUGCCAAGAUUGAUGUCAAGAAGAAGAAAAAUGUGAAGGAGGAGAAUAAGAGUGUGGGCAAAAGUUCUGAGCAGAAUGGGACUAAAAAGGUUAAGAAGGUGUAUGAUAUGCCCGGACAGAAACGAGACCCGCCUGAGGAGAGAGACCCAUUGCGGAUAUUCUAUGAAACUUUGUACAAGCAGUUGCCUAACAGUGAAAUGGCGGCUUUCUGGAUGAUGGAGUAUGGUCUGCUGCCCAAGGAAGUGGCGAAGAAAGUUUAUGAGAAGAAACUGAACCGAACUCAGCAACAGAAACUAGGUUCACCUAUGAAAAAAGUCAUCACUGUAAAGAAACGUGAUGGAUCUGUUACUAUUAUUAAGAAGAAAGUAAUAUCAUCCUCCACUCCGAAGAAGCAGACACCAGAGGCAAAAGGUUCUUCAAAACCGUCCAAGAAGCGAAAGAUUGAUGAAGAUUCUGACACUGGAUCAGAUGAUGACUUUGUAUUGUCACACAAGAAGUCAAAGAAACCAAAGAAAUGCUGAUUUAAAUAUCCAACAAUCUAGUUCCUUCACUCCUUGCCCUGCAACCUGUGUGCUUUCUCAUACUAAGAUAUUUAACAGUUGUAUCUGCAUUGAAAGACAUUGUUGUUAGUAAGCUGUGUCUCGAACUCUUUAAAAUUGAAGUGCUACAAGAAGGUAUUUGCUGCCUGAUUUAA